This is a messenger RNA of Sorghum bicolor (sorghum), 3886 nucleotides long. RefSeq lists its product as uncharacterized. The transcript is spliced from 5 exons. NCBI's taxonomy places the organism in Eukaryota, Viridiplantae, Streptophyta, Magnoliopsida, Poales, Poaceae. The record is from RefSeq and is a predicted model, not a curated record. The coding region runs from base 402 to 3335 and encodes 977 amino acids.
UCUUUUUUUUCUGGAGAAGCAAAGGGAUAUUAUCUGGAGAAGCAACCGAACGGGGAGCUCAUCACAGACAGCUAUCUACCUCUAUCUCCUCUGUUCGCUAGGCCUCUUGCUGAUCAGCACACACCUAAGAAAAAUAUACACAGGAGACAGCACCAUCGAUUCUUGCAUACACUGUAGCUGGUUGCUAAGGGAAUGGAGAUCCAUCUGGAAGCGAUGGAGUAGAUAUGGGCUACAAAAAUACCUCUGGACCUUCUUCACUUUGUUAAUCUUCUCCUCUAUAUACAGACUCGUCAUGCCGGGAUUGGAGAUCCAUCUGGAAGCGAUGGAGUAGAUAUGGGCUACAAAAAUACCUGUGGAGCUUCUUCACUUUGUUAAUCUUUUCCUCUAUAUACAGACUCGUCAUGCCGCCAGAAAAUUUCAAGUGGAUUACAGCGUACGACAUCAGGACGGCAGUACAACAAAUAGUUCCUUACUUAGAGGACACAAGCAACAAUGCACCUCGGGUCAUCUACUUCGAGGGAUGGUACGGACUGGCUGCCUCUGCAGUGCUUAGAGCUAUAGCAGAGCACCCUCCACAAUCUUUAAGAGAGAAAUUCGACAAGAUUAUCCACAUUGACUGCUCGAUGUGGAAGAGCCGAAGAGCACUACAAAGGGUGAUCACAGAAGAGCUCAAGCUUACUCAACAGGUAGCGGCCAUUGACAUGAAAGACAAGGAGGACGAUUUCAGUGGGGUAGACCAAGGCUCCAGAGCUGAGGUUGAAGAUGUCACUACAGUGAUAGCUCGAUACUUAGUACAGUCCAGAUCUUUAGUUGUCUUUCACAAUGGAAGUGAGGAUGUGGUUGACUUGACUGACAUUGGCAUUCCAGCACUCAAAUUCUUAGGUACUAAGGUAUUGUGGACUUUUAGAGGACGUCUUCGUCUCAAUGACAAAAUUUACAUAAAGGUAGAUGCUUCGCACCUUUUUCUUUAUGCUGAACAUGGCAUGAACUGGAAUGCACACCUUGCUGAAGAGGCUAGAGAAAUCUCUUUGUACACACAUAAGCUUGGCAUUGGUGUUACACCUAAAAUAGUCACAGAGUGUUGCUUGUACCUAUUGUCAUUGAAUAACCAAUGUAACAAGAUGAUUGACUACAACUGGGGAACCCAUGCUUCCUGCUACUGGGUUUGUGAUGGGAUCAUAGGAGGAGGACGUCAGGACAACCGGACAUGGGAGGUUGCUCAUGCUCUGCAGCAGCAUAUAAGACUAGAAGACUACUCAUCAAAUGCACAGCUUAUGUCAAUAGUUGAGGAUAGAUUGGAUCUUUCCUCGAACCAAUGGAUUUCUAUUACUGAAUCAUAUUUCAAAGAGAUUCCUCCAGAGACAACAACCCUGUUCUUUUCAUCCGACAAGUCAAGUCCACAAGUAGUAUCACUACCAAGUGACAAGUUCCAUAAAGCAGAUCAACUCCGGGUGUUGAAGUUAUGUGGAUGUACCUUCAGCUUUUCAUCACCUCCAUUCCAUUGCUGCCGCAACUUAAGAUUCCUUGGACUGGAUAGAUGCAAGGAUGAACUGCAACAAGGGGAGGAGGAGGAGAAAACAGAUGAACCAGCGGUGGAAAUUUUCCAGCGGCUAUGGGUGCUAGAUGUAUGCCACACAGAUUGGCCGUUGGCUUUUCCCCCAGAAACAGAAGAGCAAGUGGUGACUACAAACAUUAGAGAGGUUCAUAUAACCAACGGAAGGAUUUGGCAUAGCAACUUUGCAUGGAAACGACUACCGAACAUUCACAAGCUUCGAGUAGUUGAGCCCACAAACCCUUGGGAGACAUAUCAAGGACUCCCUUCAUCACUAGAAUCAUUCUCAUUAGAUGCAGGAAGGGGUCAUGAAAACAAAGCUAUAAUAUCCUGUAUAAGCUUGGCUGGUUGCACAGUAUUAUCAGACUUCAUACUUCGUGGGUCAUUGCCAAACCUUGAAGAGCUGGACCUCUCGUACACAGCAGUCAAAAUCCUUGACCUUAGAGAGGUCGUCCAAGUGAAAAAUCUUCAGAGACUCUUCUUGAUGGGAUGUGACCAGCUCCGCUCAAUUUCUUGGCCCAAAACUAGAAUGUACAAACUAAGGCUGAUGUGCAUUGACACUCGAGCAGGAGGAGGAGAGGUGGACAACAGAAAACUUUGGUCACGUGAUUGUUCUUUGAUGGUCUACCAGCAGGACGAAGUAAAGGAGUAUUGCCAUGCAUCUAUUGCUGUUGCAGACAUGAGGUUCCUUCAGUCCUUGAAGUUUCUUUGGACAAGUGAAACCAUUCAAUGUGAUAAGUGGUAUCUCUGCUUGUCAUCUACUAGCAAUGAUGAUGGAAGAGUCUGGCACAAGGACAAGAUGGGCCAUUCUUAUAGCACUGGACAGUUAGCUGUUGCUGCGCCGUCUCUGCCAAAUUCAUUAACCUACCAUGACAUCAGCAUCGAACAGAUAUCUGCAAAGAUCGAUAGUAGCAGCAGCAGCAGCUCAACACAAUUUAUACCACUAGACUUGCACAUGGAGAUUGCCGAGGGAAUUAGUGACGUCACCGACAAGUCCAGCACAGGGGCAAGGAAAGCAAUGUGUUAUGUGAUGAACAACGUUCUGUCGUUGCACGUGCACGACAGUUCUUCUAUCACCAGUGUUACCCCUGGACACACUUUUGAGACAUUUAUAAUGAAUGGGCUCAGGCGGUGCUGCGUGGAGAGAUGCCCCAAGUUGGACACUGUGUUCGCCACUACCUAUUUUUGGACAUGUUUCUCUCAGUUGGAAAUCUUUUGGGCGGCUCAUCUCUUGAUGGCCCGUUCUAUUUGUAGCAGACCAAGAUAUCCAAGCAAUUUGGACCCAAAUGAUUUAUCGUUUACACAACUGCGGGCUAUUCAUCUGCACUUCUGCCCUAGGCUCAGAUAUGUCCUCCCAAUGGCAUCAAACAAUACCCUAUCCAAGGUGCUGGAGACUCUCCACAUACACUGUUGUGGUGAUCUCAGGCAGGUCUUCCUCAUGGAGCCAGAGUUCCUAGAGAAAAUAGCGGCCAGCCAUGAAAAAGGCAAGCUGGAAUUCUCAAACCUCAAGAGUCUGUACCUGUAUGAGCUCCAGAAUCUGCAACAAAUAUGUGAGGCCAAGUUGUUUGCUCCCAAGCUCGAGACAAUCUACAUCAGAGGCUGCUGGGGCCUGAGGCGUCUCCCGGCCAUUGCUGACCACCCUGUGGCCGUGGACUGCGAGAAGGAUUGGUGGGACAAGCUGGAGUGGGACGGGAUGCAGUCUGGCCACCAUCCCUCCCUCUUCCAACCAAGCCAUUCCAGGUACUACAAGAGGCGUCACCUGAGGACCACAGUUCUCCGGUGAGCAAACCUACUUGCUGAUUAAUCUAUUGUUGGAUCGACGGGACGAUGACAGACAGUGCUUUCUUCUGUCAUUGGGUGCUUCUUCCUAUACAGCAGUACUGAUGCUGCUGCUAUGGUCAACCAUGUUGGUCUGUGUUGUUUGGCAACUCUUCGGUGUGUUUUGUCAAGAGUGAAUAAAUAACUUGGUUUCUGAUGCUUUGCUACCUGCCUACUUGCAUCAACCAAGUUUGUUACAUCGGUGUUGAUGUGUGUGCUUGAUACUACAGGGGUGUGAAUUUGUGUGCACAUGUCUCUCUUGAGAGACUAACUGAUUGAUGUAUCAUUUGCUUUGGUUUGGUUUGCCUGGUUAUCUGUGUGCGUGUGCGUGUGAGCUUGAAAAUUGAAAUAAGAGGCUGGGUCUCAUGCCUCCAGAGAACCCAACUGAUGGUGUUCAAGUGUUGUUUUUCAGUUUCAUUGAAUGUAUUGGACAAAAUGUAUGCUUGUUUGUGAUCCAUGCAGCAGCACGCUAAUGCUGCCAGAAAAUUUAUAUAAAUGGCUUGGUUUGACAAUCUA